This is a messenger RNA of Pomacea canaliculata, 8871 nucleotides long. RefSeq lists its product as uncharacterized. Lineage: Eukaryota; Metazoa; Mollusca; Gastropoda; Architaenioglossa; Ampullariidae. The record is from RefSeq and is a predicted model, not a curated record. The transcript is spliced from 19 exons. The coding region runs from base 5424 to 7871 and encodes 815 amino acids.
AUAAUGACCGUACUAAACAUGCCAUUAUUUCAUCGCGUGAAAUAGAUAAGUCAACAUAUCUGUGUGUGAAUUUGGUGAAGAGAGAAAAAUCUAAUGGCUCCGAUGCAAUAAGCGAAGGGCACAAUUUAGUCUUAUUCAGUUUCAUCGUCGUUUUCUUAAAUAAAUACGUCCAUAAUAUCUAUAUAGUUUAUCAAGGUUUCACUGCACCAGUCAUAGAAUAUUAAUUGUAAGUACAUCCCUAAAGAAAGUGUAUGUACAUAUGUAUGAAAAAUUCUGGACGAUUAUUGUCUUGUCACGUCGCAGCUAAUAUCCCAGAUCGUCAUGACUCACUGCUUAUGAAUACCUGGUGCUAGGGUAAUUGGAAAGUACAUUCGCCUACAAGCCGUGACGGCUCGGGUGACACUAGGGUGUAAUGCUGAGACAACUACUCACCAAGCAAGAGCCAGAUAGGAUUGGAGUCACGGCCCUUUCAAGCAAAAACAGAAAACGGAUGAUGUCGAUUCUCAAUGGCUGAAUCGUCUGGCUAAAGACCUCCAGAAGGACUGGUUCCCUGGAAACUCUUGGCAUCAGAACUCGAAGCAUUUCUCGAUCCUUGCCGCAUUGGAGGCUCUUUCCCAAUCGUUCCUUGAGAAGGCCUAAGAUGGUGCCUGCAACACAAACUUCAGCUUGAGAAAACUGUGGGUUGUGAGCCUCACCCAGAGACAUAUAUAUAUAUUGUCUAUGCCUGUUACAUAUGAAUGCUUGAUUUUUCGAUUCUCUGUACACAAGAUUCGAUUUUUACGAAUAUUUGUCGGUUUCUUAUGUGUAUUUACCGAGUGUUGAUCUGUUAAAGCCUUUGGCAUCUAACUCCUAUUAACAAAAUGCUUUCCAGUGCUUUUUCGUGGUAUGAUUGGUUAAAUACAGCAGGUGCAUGUCUAUAUAUAGGUUGCAGCCCUGCAGGUGCAUGAGGAUUGACAAUGAACGACAAAGUAGCGCUUAUAUCACGAAUAUCUCUGGACUGCUGGCAGAAGAUUUUUUUUUCAGUGAACAGCUAAAACGAGGCAUUAGAUGACAAAGCUUUGGAUUUAUUCACAUUUCUGAUAAACUACUUAAACGAGGUAUUAGACAACAUAGCUUCCGGUUUAUUUACAUUAUUUUGUUGGUACGGCUCGCCGAGACUCACUUCGCAAGAGGCCAAGAGUGAGUCUCGGCGUGCAGACAUCAGUUCAUAAAUACACGUUCAUGAUUGUAUUAGUUCGCGCGCUUGAUCAGCUACAAGUUUUUCCUUACGGAAAUUCCAAAGGUCGCCUUCGUUCUGUUUAAAACAAUGUGGAUAUUUCUCUUUACUCAGCUUUUAUACUUCUUGCCAUCAGUGGACCUUUCUGAUGUGGAGUUGACAUGCCCACAAUUCAAGGAAGGACAGAACAAACUCAUAUGCAAGAUCAACAAAACAGCAGUUGAUAAUGCAGGAUGCUUAUCAUCACCAGAAUAUGUGAGAUUGGAUCGCACAGUUGAUAAAAUCACAUCAACACCAUGCCGAGCACCUUUACCAGAACCUUCUAAUUGUAAAAAACAGAAUAGCUCACUUCCUAACAGCUGCUGGUGUGAUGAUUCCACCCAAGAUAUCUUUACAUAUAUAUUUGUUUACUGGGCCAAUAUAAGCCAAGAUAAUGGAGCACUGCUAGAAUGCAAAUAUUGUGCAAUACCAAAAAAUCCUUUGAAGGUAAACGUCUGCAAAAAUAUAAGCUUCGUUUCAGCAGAUACAGGGACAUCAGGAGCAUAUGUGAUUCGUGGAACGUUGGUAUUACUCACUGUGGUUUCCUUGAUGUCAAACUUUUGGAUGAAGCAGAGCAUUUCAAGCCAUACCCUUAAGGUUUAGUCAGUACUAUGGCUGAGAAGAAGAAUAAAACAGAAAACAAGGAAAAAACAAGGAAGGAUGGAAUUCAAUGACACAAAUUUCAUGUGAAAGAACCUUGAGUUGAUUUGUUGUGCAUUGUUUAUAUGCUUCUCGGUUAUAAGCACAAGCUGAUCUCGGAUCAUCUUUAACGAUCCUUGUUUGUAAUUAAAAUUUUAGUCUUCUGUUUGAGCUAGCCGGCUUGAUCUAUGCCUAAUUGAUUAAACCAUAACUCCAUAUUUUUCAAAGCGCUACCGCCCAUAUGGCUCGCCUCUAUGUGUUAUGAACGGGGGAGGGGUUGUCGCCCUUGUCUUUUGGGAAGCAGAGAUUACCCCCCUUAACUGUGUACUAGUUGGAAUGCAUGGUAGUGUGCAUGAGUGAGCGAAAGGUUCACCGAACCCCUGUAGUUGGGGAAAUAACUGAGUUUAUUCCCUCGCCAGUCCCCGAAGAAAAGAGACACUGUAGCGAAUUUAUGAGCGAAAGAGACCGGGGAAUUCCUUGCUUAGUCAAGUUAUGAGACGAGUUAAUUGUUUUUAUUGCUUUAGCCACCUCCAUAUCGGUGAAAGAAUGGUGUGAAAAUUUAAUAUUUGGUUGGAAGUCAUGAUAAUGGAAAGAGUUAUUAUUGUUUUGUUGUUGUUGUAACAGUGGUAGUUAAAGUUCAAUAUGAAUAUUCAUAGCCAAGUAAGGAUUUCAGGAAUUAUCCCGAGAAGGAAAGUCGAAAUGAAGUGUAUCGUCGGCAGUCAGGUGUGUGGCUUGUGUGUCGUCCCCAACAGUAUGCUGAAAUUAGUAGGCUCUAAUUACACUUAAGAGCGCUAAACUGGUUGGUCCUAUUACACCAUACCCACCUGUUUCCACCCCUCCAGCUCGUCAUGCCUGACGUGCUUUUAUGUGGCCGUGACCCCUAAGGUUUUGGGUAGUGUAUGUGUAUAUGUUAAUGUGUAUUAAUAUUUGUCUUUUAUUUGGUAAUUAAUUUUUUAUGCGCAGCCUAAAGGCAACUGUUUGUGCUAUGUGGGAAGAAUGUGCGAGUGAUGGUCUGUUUUUGGUAUAGGAUAUCAGAAUUCCAACCAGCCACUUUUUUAUGUUUUGGGAAAAGCUUAGGUGUUUUCUUUUGAUCAUAGGAUGAUCUUGCCAUCUAAGGGUCGUUCCUGCAUACCGUUCUUUUAUAUGAUCAAAUAAGGUCAUAUUGUUUCUACUCUGUGUGAAAUACAUUAAGCAUUUUUAAAAGACAGACAUAACAUGUCACAUCUCUGAUAUACUCAAAUAGGUGUAACGAAAUAUUGCACAGAAACGAGUAAUUGCACGCAAAUGUAAUAACCAGAUCGACGAGGCCCCGACUAAUAGACAAGAGCGUCGUCAUGAAAAAGUGAAUAGCAGUUGGUUCCAGAUUACUUUUCUCACAGACAUCUAAGUCAUUUAUUUAUUCAUCAUAAUACAUAUAAUGACUUACAGUCAGAGACGUCAUAAAUUUAUAAAUAAUGAAGAGUAAAUCUUACAAUCUACUGACGAAACUUCAAUCAAUGAGUUCAUUGGAAGAAAAAAAAACCGUUUUCAUUCCAACUCAUACGAAAUGGAUGCAUUUAAACAGCAGAGCAGUUUCUAAAGACUUCGCAAGAUAAGGAAAGCGGCUACAGCUUGAAGUCCAGUAUAGAUGUCUUGUGGCUUGCAUACUGCUCGAAACAAUCGAACGAGCACCUGUAUUAUUGUAGAGUAAUUCAUCGUUUCGGGCCAAAAAUAAUACAAUCAUUUUAAUUCGAAGCUUUUUUUAUUCAUUAAACGAAACCUGAAUCAGCCAAUUUUAUUGAAAUAAAAUCUUUUUUAACAACCAAAACUGAGCUUGGUCUGACCUGACCAAUGGUUUCGAAGUUCAGAAAAAGUGGUAUCAGAGAAAAAAGUCAAUAUUGUGUGUGUCCACCAUUGGCAUUAAUACAUGUAAGGAACCUUUGUCUCAGAGUCCUUUGAGGAAUUGCCUGCCACUCUUACUGAAGAAACUGGCACGGCUGAUUGGGGCCAACUGUUGGGUUGAGGUAUGAAAGCCGCUGGGCCAUGACAUAUACACAAUGGGAUUUAUAUCUGGGGAACACCGGCCAGUUUAUGCGGUUGACGGUGGUGCCGCAGGAAAUCAUUGGCGACCCUUGCCCUACGCGGUCUGGAGUUGUCAUCUUGAAAAGCAGCGCCUGAUCCAAAGUCAUUCAGUACUGGCAGUACUAGAGGUUGUAAAGUGGUAUCUCUUGUCAGCUUGCCUUGCACCAGGUAGAGGGGAGUUCUGUAUGCCGACCCCAUGAUGGAUUAACCACCAUAGCAAUAAUUUAGUAACACUCUCCCUGUCGUUUCCAGACGCGGAUUAGGCCAUCGUGAAAGGACCUGGCAAAGCGAGAUUCAUCAGUGAAGAGGGCUGAGGCCCACUGUUGCCUUGUCCAUGCCAGAUGGUCUCGUGUCCAUGCAAGACGAGCAGCACAGAGACAAGUCGGACAUCGCUUUGACUGAAGAUUGCUCUCCCUGAGUCGAUUGCGAACUGUCUGAUCACUGACACGUAGGCCGCAACUUGCAGUUGUCUCCUGAGUGUGCUGGCAGUGACUGUUCUCUGACUUAGAGCCAAUAGAACAAUGAACCUGUCCUGCUGUCUGAUAGUUGACUGGGUUUCUAUACGUUCUGUUACACUUCCCGUUGCAUUGUAGCGGUCUCGUAGAAUUUGAAUGACAGAGUGAGGAACUCGCAAUCGUUGGCCAUUUUCUCAAACACCUUUGCCCUCUUGCAGCCAAGAAAUGACCCUUCCUUGUUCGACAGUACUUAAUCGUCUUUUCUGAGGCACUAUUAACAAGGCACAUUUGUUGUGUAGACAACUGCAUGUUUUCUACAGUUCAAUUCUGCCUAUUCAUUUGGAUAUGCUGCAAUUGCACGCAUUUUGUGUAGGUUCAAUGACCUUUUUUUUGCUUGACUGCUGACCUGGGCAUUCUGAAGACCAUACUGGAUUGUCAUCAAAUUUAUGUUGACUAUUCAUCAAGACAACAGAUUCAUUCAAAAAGAUUUUGAAGGAAUUGUUAACUGUUUGCACAGAGACAAUAAAAAUGUAAAAAAUAUGAAGAUGGCCUUUCCAUUGUUUUGAGUAGCAUAUUUGCAUGAUAGCCACGCCUCCAUCACAUGUUCGUGGUCUUCGUCUGCCUCCCACCUUUACAGCAUUCGCUGUCUGUCCCCUCACUUGACUGCGGAAGCAUUUCCUUCCACGUUCAACAGCAUUUAGGCUAAGCCGAGGCAUCGUUCAUUAGCUUUCAUUUACCGGGACUCAGCCAGCCGCUGAUGUAUGAACAACUUGAGGACUCCAUCGUUAAACUUUACUAAGACGUCCAUCACUAGGCAAAAGGAGGAACUUUCUCUGCCUUGGUAUUCCAGGAUCAUAUAUAUUUUAUGUGUUAAAGCAAGAGUUCUUGUAAUAACAGUAUGUACUAAAGUCCACUUUACAUUCCGGGUUAUGAAAUAAUCUACAAUAUAGAAAAGAGGCUGAAAGACAGCACGAACAUUUUCUGCGAAACCUUUCUUGAAACCAGUCAGAGGAAUGUACAUCUGCGCCUUACAUCAGCAUGGGAAAAAGCAAUGGUGCUUGUGGGUAGCAGCUCUCUUGCUUUCUCUUCGCUCUUCAGUAGACAGAGUUUCAGGUGUACUUAUAUUCCCCUGUGAUAAAGACGGCGUGAGAGAAGUGCUGGCUGGCCAAGACACUGUCUUCAACUGCACGGCUCAGGGACAAGUGGACUGGAGACUGCAACGCCAGGGCGCCGAUAGUUCUGAUUUGUUAUCAACAUGCGCUGAUACUUGCAAUAAGACGGAUGAUUUCAAGAAACUGUUUAUUGCCAAUGUAGUGAAUUCUCGUCAUUCAAGUUCCAUGACCAUCAAAGCUUCAAAUCGUUCAGACAUCGGUCUUUUGUUAAACGCUAGUCUUCAGUGUGUUCUUACAGAUGGAAUAUCAACUGUGAACUCGAGUCAUUGUGAACUCAACUUAGUGUAUCCUCCAGAGGGCGUUUCAUGCACCGCAAUUAAUACGUCAUGGAUCGUGAAUGUAUCAUGUGACAUCGGCAGUGUCUACUCCUCCCGUGGACGUUACUUGUGUCAGUUGUAUAGGAGAAACCACGAUUCAAGAAAUGAAACUGUAGAAAUGGUCAAGAUGGUGACGUUUCCAACCAGCGAGAGCACCCAGGGUGAAGUGAAAGUGUCAGGCUCCUGUCUGUUCAACACAACUCUCCCAGUAGAAACAGGACGUUAUGGUUUUUAUGUUGUCAUCUACCCUGGUGGACGAACUUACAAUGCAAAAUUGGCUGGUGGUUUCGAGUGGAUUACAAAUGAAGGACCUCGCAUGCCAACAGUGUCAUGUAGCCCACAUCCCUACGUGUUAGAAAACACUAAUGUCACCUGUACCUGUAGGACCAAUAGUCUAGGACAACCUGCUGGCUACCUGAGGUGGGUCAUUGGUAACCAGACAAACCAAGGACAACCAGCUAGGCAAGAGUACCUGUCCGUGAGAUCACACGAAAUGAACUUUACUCAUCGCUUGACUCUCUCGGAUCAUGAGAGAACCCGGUUCAGGUGUGACGUCAUCAGAAGAGGAAAUGAGACCCGUGGGAACAUCUACACAGCUAAUGUUGGGUAUGCUGCAAAAGUCAGUCGGUUUUCGCUGAACGGUUCUGGACGAAAUCAGACAGUGAAUGAUGGAGACCAAGUGGACUUUUUGUGUGAGUCAGAUGGCCUACCUUCACCACACAUCUCCAUCUAUCGUAAUAACAACACUGUUAUAUUUAACGGCUCGAAUGUUGCCAACUACACUUUCAUCGCUCGCUGUGAAGACACAGCAAUGUACUUGUGCUCUGCCAGGAACGAGUUUUCACAUCACGUGACCACCUCCCUCCGUCUCGAACUCGGUGUUUUGUGCAAACCUCGAGGUCAGCUGUCUACGCAUAUUGGUGACUACAAAAUAUAUACACAUGAGGAAGUAACGUUUGAUAUCAUUGCUUACCCUGUGCCGUACGAGUAUCAUAUGUGGUUGGUAAGAUCAUCAAAGAGCAGCAAUACAAUGAACAUCGAUAACAUCAAAGACCACAUGUUAAAUAUAACUUGUAGGGCUGGAAAAGUAAAUCGUUACCUAUCUACAUGCAUUCUGACAUUCGUCAACUUAACAUCCCAGUCAGCUGGUCUGUACAAGGUUCAAAUCAUCAACGAGGUUGGCGAUGGAAACUUCACCAUCAGAAUAGACUUCAGUGUCGUAGAUGAACUGGAACAACAUAAUUCAUUUGCUAUUGUUGGUGUUGUAAGUGGCAUCGUGGUCGUCUUCAUAUUUAUUGUUGUCAUCAUUACACUUAAAAAAAGGAGGAAAAAGAAUGCCCCACUUAAGACUCAUAUCUUCGAAGCGGAGGUAACUACCGGCGCUUCACAACCGGAGCCCUGUGAGACGCCCCUGUACGCUGUAGUGGACAAGACAAAAAAGAAAAGAAACCAGCGCCCCACCAGCAUCGUUGACAAAGAAAAACAAAUGGAGAAAGAAAUCAAACAAGGUAUUGAAGGUUCAGAACCGAGCCUCCCACCUACGUGUCAAGUAGUAUACGCUGUUGUUGACAAGACCAAAAACAAAUCUGCAGGCAAGUGUGAUAACUUUCAAACGGUGGGCAUGGAUAAACGUCCCAAAACAGAGAAUGGUCGAAGGAAAGAGGUUUACUCUACAGAAGACUCCAAGUGUAAAAGCGAUGACUUAGGCGAUUACCAGAAUAUUAUGGGCCCACAUUCAGAACAAGAUGAGGAUUAUGUCCAGUUGGAUGCUCGCAGUCCUGCCUCACGUUCUCAUACAGCCGAUGAUGGCAGGUGGCUCAACUCAGCCGGACUUCUUUAUACCUUCCCCACCUUUGAUGUCGGCAAUGGUGUGAGGUGUCGCCCACCGCCCACACACGAGGAGACAGAGUACUGCACACUUCGCCUGAUGGCAGAUGCUUUCCCUGUCAUUGAUAGAAAAUCAAACGAUUAAGACAUAGGCGUGUGUGUGCGCGCGCGUACGAGUGAAUAAGAGGCAACCUGAGUGUUAUUAACAAGGGAGAUAACUGUGCAUGAGAUAUAUUCAUAUUUACUUCAGUAAAAUGAACCAUUGUGUGAAAUUACUUGAAGGUGGGAUUUACGUGCGAACCAAAAGGCUUUUCAAAAUGUUUGUAUCUAAUUUAGUCUUUUGGUAUUAUUGGUAUGAUACAUUUCAGGAAUUCUUAGUGGUAUACAAGUGACAGACAUGUGAGGCUGUGGAAACAGUUUAGCGAGGAAGACACUUGAGAAUAUAUUAAACAUGGCAGUGAAUAUUAAGGAAGUUUGAUCCUGUUAUCAUACAACCUCUUAGAAAGACUAAUACCGACAUUAAUCAGCUUUAGCUGACCUGAGCUCAAAGCCGGGAGACAGGUCACGUGCACAGGUCAGGCCUGAAUUAACGUGGGAGUUUGACCUUCACUUUCGACAGGUUUUCACUGAAGAUUACCAUAAGGAGAAGAUUUGUGCUGCUGUUGUCUAGCACUUAAUCUGCUCCAACAGGAAAUGGAAUAUGGAUUGUCAUUAUUUUCCUGUUUACGCCAGUCUCGUAUGUUAAACUGGAGACUUUGUCACUCAGCUUGCUAGGAAUUCAGAGAUUAAGAAUAAUUUCAUCUCAAAGUUCAUUAUUUAUAUAUAUUUCAUAUGCUCAUAUAAUUACAUAUGGAGUUCAAAGAACUGGUCAAUGUAAACAAGAAAAAAGAAAACAAUUCGAGAUAUGAAACUCUUUGUAGCUAUGUGAUAGCAAAGAUACUAAAUAAUAAUAUCUACUAUCUCAGGUGACAGUAAGGAGGAAAUAAACUUUCAGGUCUUUCAAUACACUAUUGAAGUAAAACAGUUGCACCUUUGUAUUGCAUUGUUACGCCUGCAAAUUUCGAAAACUUUUUUCUCUAAACAGUAAGGCAUUGUUAAAACUAGCCAACUUCCUUUCAUGCAUAAAAAUGUGUCCUAAAAACCAA